Pelobates fuscus (common spadefoot toad) is the source of this 2234-nucleotide messenger RNA. RefSeq names its product ribosomal oxygenase 1 (gene RIOX1). NCBI's taxonomy places the organism in Eukaryota, Metazoa, Chordata, Amphibia, Anura, Pelobatidae. The transcript is spliced from 15 exons. The coding region runs from base 34 to 1770 and encodes 578 amino acids. The record is from RefSeq and is a predicted model, not a curated record.
CCUUAGUCCAAAAGAAGCUUGUGAGCUGUGUUCAUGGAGGGACCACGUGUUUCAGCCUUUGCUGUUUUUCAUAAGGAGUCCCAGAGGCAGGAAGGUGUUGUGAAGAAGAGCAAACAUGCAAUUUCAAAGCCAUCGCAGAAACACAAACUGUUGAAGAAGAAAAGGAAACUUUUGUCAUCUGGACCUGAAACCAAUGCAAGCAGCUUACCUGCCCUCGAAAAUGUAAACGAGAUUGAAGAAGCGAAUGGAGAGGUGUAUAGUGUCAAUUCAAAGAAAGAAAAACAUUCUAACAAAAAAGUUAAAAAGCUUAAUACACCUGCAAAAAACAAAAUACUGAAUACUUCAGUGACCACGGAUGUUGAGAGCAGCAGCAAACAGCACGUUGGACCUCCACUUCUCAGUGUGUUACAAGAUCUCGGCAAGAUUCAGAACAGCAGAGACAGAGCAUCGACUCUCUUCGAGUGGCUGAUAUCUCCCAUUAAACCUGCAGACUUUUUCAGGGAUAUUUGGGAAAAAAAACCUGCUCUUAUUAAACGGCACAACAACAGCUAUUACAGUGGAUUAUUUUCCACAUCGGAAUUUGACCGGAUCCUUCGAGACGACAAUGUGCAGUUUGGUGUUAACCUGGAUGUCACCAGUUAUACUGAUGGAAAACGAGAAACCCAUAAUCCUCCUGGCCGAGCGCUGCCACUGGUUGUGUGGGACUAUUUUAGGAAUGGGUGUUCGCUGCGGUUGCUAAAUCCCCAGGCAUUUUCGCACACAGUGUGGAACUUCUUAUCAGUCCUGCAAGAGCUCUUUGGAAGCAUGGUUGGGAGCAACACCUACCUGACACCUGCAGGCACACAGGGAUUUGCCCCACAUUAUGACGAUAUUGAAGCAUUUGUGGUUCAGUUGGAAGGGAAGAAACACUGGAGAGUCUACAAGCCCAGACAAAAGUCAGAACAUCUCCCUCAGCUCUCAAGUGUUAAUUUCAGUGACGAACACAUUGGGGAUCCGAUCUUGGAAACGAUCCUUGAAGCUGGAGAUCUCUUGUAUUUCCCGCGAGGUUUUAUCCACCAGGGAGAUUGCCUUCCUGAUGCACACUCCCUACAUAUAACGGUUUCCUCGUUUCAGAAAAAUAGCUGGAUAAACCUGCUUGAAAAAGUGUUGCCAGCGGCCCUAAAAGUUGCUGGAGAGGAGGAUGUAGAGUUUCGUAAAGGACUUCCUCUUGACUACAUGGAUUAUAUGGGUGUACAGAACACUGAUUCGGAGGACCAACGCAGGAGCAUAUUUAUCUCGAAAGUUCACACAUUGAUGAGGAAAUUGGCAGAUUACGCACCAGUGGAUGCUGCUGUAGACCAGAAAGCCAAGGAAUUCCUGCAUGACUGCCUCCCUCCUGUACUGACACCAGGUGAAAAGUCUCACAGUGUGUAUGGAGCUCCAGUGACAUGGGAAGAUGGACGUGUCCAAGAUAAUGCUUUGCAGAUUGGCGAAGACACCAAAAUUAGGAUACUCCGUGGUGGCAUUGCGAGAUUAUGUAGUGAAGGAGACUCUUGUCUGCUGUAUUACUCAACAGACAACCCCAGAGUAUACCACCAGGAGGAGCCAAAGAGCAUUGAGAUAGACUUCGAGCACGUGGAUGCAGUAGAAUACCUUCUCCAUUCAUAUCCAAAGUACGUGGCUGUGCAAAACCUCCCCAGUGGGACUCUGGAUGAAAAGAUCACUGUGGCCACUAUUCUGUUUGAGAAAGGACUUCUGACUACCAAAGAGAGCUUGACUGUCACAAGAUGACCUGCAAGGAUAUCAUUGGUGAUUAAAUCCUGCUAAAACAGUUGUGCAAAAAAACAAUCUGGAGAAAUUGACAUUUUCUGAGAUGAAGCCAUGGGUUUUGGACAUUUAGUUUAAAUAACCAGAAGGAAAAUCAUCUACAAGGAAAACCCUUUCUGUCUGAUCUUGGUUUCCAAUUCCAUCGAAGAAUCAAUUUUAACGUUUUGUUUGCUGAAUUUCCAUUCUCCUUAAUGAAGAAAUUUAUAUUACAGAAACAUUGAGAGAUUUAUGCAUAAAUGUGACUUUUUUGGACAUCAAAAAUGUGUUGUGUACCGGUUUAAAUUUAUUACAUCCAUUAUGCUUGAUUACAUUUUCUUUAAAUGUAUUUACACAAUCUGAACAGAUUACUUGUAUCUGUUGUUUUUAUUGUUUUGAACAUUUGCAGCUCCAAGGUUUAAAUGUGUGGUUAACAGAUUACUCAAUAUAUA